Messenger RNA from Drosophila novamexicana, 7752 nucleotides. RefSeq names its product fatty acid synthase (gene FASN2). The transcript has 7 exons. Gene Ontology annotation, biological process: fatty acid biosynthetic process. Gene Ontology annotation, molecular function: oxidoreductase activity; phosphopantetheine binding; fatty acid synthase activity. Bases 212 to 7471 code for a protein of 2419 amino acids. The record is from RefSeq and is a predicted model, not a curated record. NCBI's taxonomy places the organism in Eukaryota, Metazoa, Arthropoda, Insecta, Diptera, Drosophilidae.
GAGCGAUAGCAAACCGUGAAUAUAGCUGGAUAAAUAAGUGACAGUCUCUCUUUAAGGAUACACGGUGCAUUUAUUAAACAAUUGUAAAACUGAACGUGAAUCAAAAGCCAAGGCAUAAGUGAGACAGUGCAACACACCUGUGCCGGAAUUCUUAUAUAACUAAUUCACAGAUUAAAGCCGAACCAAUCUGACACUGAACCAACUAUAUAAAAUGGGUAGCAAGAAAAAGGAAGAACUAUUGAAGACACAGAACAAUGAGGCUGUCGGUGACGAGGGUGAAAUAGUCAUCUCAGGAAUAUCUGGCAAAUUUCCGGAGAGCAGCAACAUAGAAGAGUUCAAGCAUAACUUACUCAAUGGUAUUGAUAUGGUAACAGACGAUCCGAGACGCUGGGAGGCAGGCAUAUAUGGCUUACCCGAGCGCAUGGCCAAGAUGCGGGACGAGGAUUUGGAAAAAUUUGAUGACAAAUUUUUCAGCGUACACCAGAAACAGGCGGAACUAAUGGAUCCGUGUAUGCGAAUGCUACUGGAGCUGACACACGAGGCCAUCAUUGAUGCUGGCAUCAAUCCAUCCGAGCUGCGCGGCACUCGCACCGGCGUCUACAUAGGCCUGUCCUUUGUGGAGACGGAGCACGAGAUACCCAACAUGGAGCCGAGCAGCAUAAAUGGCUACUGCCUGACAGGCUGUGCCCGGGCCAUGUUCGCCAACCGCAUAUCCUACACCUUCGACUUCAAAGGACCCAGCUUCAUAGUCGACACCGCCUGCUCCAGCUCACUUGUGGCCCUAUCGCACGCGUAUACGGAUAUGCGGUCGGGCCGCUGUGAUUACGCUUUGGUUGCCGGCGUCAAUCUCAUCCUGAAGCCCAUAUUCGCCUUGCAGUUCCUGCGCCUGGGCAUCGUUAGCCAGGAUGGCUCCUGUAAGACAUUUGAUGCGGGCGCCAAUGGAUAUGCCCGUGCCGACACCUGUGCCGUGGUGUUUCUGCAGCGUCGAGCGCAGGCGAAGCGCUUGUAUGCAUCGAUACUGAAUGUGCGCACCAAUACGGAUGGCUUCAAGGAGCAGGGCGUCACCUUUCCGGACGGUCGAAUGCAGCAGCAGCUGCUGCAGGAGACGUACAGCGAGAUUGGCCUCAGCCCCGACAAGGUGGUCUAUGUCGAGGCACAUGGCAGUGGCACGCCCGUGGGCGACGACCAGGAGGCCAAUAUGCUAAGCAACUUUUUCUGUCACCCGGCGCGGCCCGGUCCACUGCUGAUUGGAUCCGUGAAAUCCAAUAUGGGCCACGCAGAGCCGGCGUCGGGCGUUAGUGCGCUGGCUAAAGUAAUCAUUGCCAUGGAGGAGGGCAUAAUACCCAGAAAUUUGCACUAUCACAAUCCCAAUCCGGCUGUGCCGGCUCUGGUCGAGGGUCGACUCAAAGUUAUGGAUCGCAACCUGCCCUGGCAGGGCGGCAUUGUGGGCCUCAAUUCGUUUGGCUUCGGCGGCGCCAAUGCCCAUGUCAUACUCAAAUCACACGAAAAGCACAAGAAGCCCUGCCCAAAGCCACACAAAACCCCAUUUAAGCUUGUCAUUUGCUCCGGACGCACCGAACAGGCGGUGCAUCAGCUCCUGGACGCGGCCACAAAGCAUCGCAACGAUGAUGAGUUCCUGGCGCUGAUGAACGACAUCCAUUUGAAGCCCAUUCCCUUGCAUCCCUAUCGUGGCUUCUCGCUGCUCGGCUCGGCGGGCCCAGUCAAACAGGAGAUCUGCCUUUACGAGGAGGAAAGGCGACCCAUUUGGUUUGUCUACGCCGGCAUGGGCAGCCAGUGGGCCAGCAUGGCCAAGGAUCUGAUGCAAAUUGAGGUCUUCAACAAGUCCAUUCAAUAUUGUGCUGAGGUGCUUACCCAAAUGGACUUUGACCUGAUCGAGGUUCUCACUCACUCAACAGAGAGCACAUUCGACAAUAUGCUAAACUCCUUUGUGUCAAUCGCAGCCGUGCAAGUGGCAUUGACGGAUCUGCUCAAGACGCUGGACAUUAAGGCGGAUGGCAUUAUUGGACACUCGGCUGGCGAGCUGGGCGCAGCCUAUAUGGACGGCUGCCUGACGGCCGAGCAAACGGUUCUGGCUGCCUAUUGGCGCGGUAAGAGCAUCUUGGAGACGCCAGGUCUGCCGCAGGGCAAAAUGGCAGCCGUGGGACUGAGCUGGGAUGAAAUUGGCAGCCAUCUGCCGCCGGACUGUUAUCCCGUGUGCCACAACAGCGACAACAAUUGCACGGUGUCGGGACCCGUGGCCAGCAUGGAUGCGACCAUACAAAAAUUGAAUGCCUCGGGUGUGUUUGUGCGGGCCGUCGAGUCCGGCGGUUACGCUUUUCACAGCAGAUAUAUCGCGGAUGCUGCACCAGUAUUGCGCAAAAAUCUGGAGCGACUGAUCACAGAUCCCAAGCUGCGCACGCAUCGUUGGCUGAGCACCAGCGUGCCGGAGCGCGACUGGCAAACGCCCGCUUGCCGCAUGGCCUCUGCGACGUAUUUCAUCAACAACCUGAUUUCGCCAGUGCUUUUCCAUGAAGCUAUUUGCCAUAUACCCAAGAACGCGCUGGUUGUGGAGAUUGCGCCCCAUGGACUGUUCCGAUCCAUAUUGCGCGCGUUGGGACCGAAAAUAAGCUAUGUGAGCCUCAUGCAACGGGGUCAUCCAAACAAUUCCGAGUACCUACUAAGCCAGAUUGGCCAGCUUUAUGCAGCUGGCGGUCAGCCACAGCUGCUGGGCUUGUCGCUAUCGCAAACAAUUAGCUAUCCCGUCUCUCGGGGCACGCCCAUGCUGAGCUCGCUAAUCGGCUGGGAUCACACACAGAAAUGGAGCUACCCAAAGUUUCAGGGCGGCCGACAGACAAGCCAGCUGUCCGUUGAACUGGAUCUGAGUAAGGAGGAGCACGCCUUCUUGGCCGGGCACAAGAUUGAUGGUCGCAUACUCUAUCCGGCUACGGGAUACUUAACACUGGCCUGGAUAAUGUUGGCCCAACAGAAGGGCUGUGACUUUCAGCGUACGCCUGUGGUUUUUGAAGAUGUCGUCUUUCACCGCGCCACGAUUCUCGGCCUGGACGUCGGAUCAGCAGUCCGGUUGGCCGUUAACUACUUCCAAGGCAGCGGCACCUUUGAGAUCUGUGAAGGCAGCAGUCUGGUAGCAUCGGGAAAAAUAAAGCUCGUUGCCAACGUGCAGGAGCUACAGCUCAAUCUGCCUGGACUGCCAGGCAGCGCUGGCGUGGCCAAGCUCUGCACCAAGGAUGUCUACAAGGAGUUGCGCUUGCGGGGCUAUGAUUAUGGCGGCAUCUUUCAGGGCAUUGUCGACGUUGACAAUUCAGGAGUUGCGGGCCGCCUUUUGUGGGCCGACAAUUGGAUUAGCUUCAUGGACACCAUGCUGCAGUUCCGCAUACUCAGCAACAGCAUGCGCGAAUUGUACGUGCCAACGGGCAUUGAGCGCGUCGUUAUCGAUCCGGUUAAGCACUUGGAGCUGGCCAAGCAGCAACAGCAAAAGCUGCCGGUCUCAUUCCAUCGCAACAUUUCGGUUGUCAAGUGCGGCGGUGUCGAGGUACACAAGAUAAAGACUGCACAGACCCAACGUCGCGCCGGUGGCCAGAGUCCGCCCGUUCUGGAGCGCUACAACUUUACUCCACACAUGCAGCACUUGGAUCCACGCGGGGAUCAGCAUCGUUCCAAGCACAUUGCCCUUACCGUGGCCAUGCAGCUGAUCAUCGAGAACAGCGGAGGAGCAGUCAAAAUCAAGGGAGUCGAGCUGGCUGGCACACGUACGGAAGGUCUCAAUGCCGUCAAACUUCUGGAGCUUAUUGAGAGCGAGCCUAUUUUGGUGGGCGAUAUAGCCGUAGCCACAAACAGCAACAGCAACGAGUCCGUACUGAACGCAUUGUUGCAGGACUCGGGAGUUCGCGUUAUUGUUGCGGAUCCUGCGAAAGCGGCCGUGGAAUGCCAGUGCGACUUUGUGCAUGCCGUUGACUUGCUCUCGACAGAAUGCACCCUAAGAGAUCUGCAACUGCAACACUGCAUUGACACCCUAAAGCCGGAGACUGGCUUUCUGCUGCUGGAAGAGAGUUUAAGUGCCUACAGAAGCACAGGACAGGCUCUGUUGCAGCGUCUAAACCUAUUGCCGGUUAUGGAACAAGUCUACGACACGGAUCGCACCCUGAUCCUAGCUAGAAAGUUAGCCGUCAAGGACUUCACAGCUUCGCUGGUUAUCCGCAUAUCCAAUAAUCAGUUCAAGUGGGUCACGGAUCUGAAAGCCGCGCUAUUGAAGUCACAAUCCGAGGGGAGUAACGUUUACUUGGUGGCACAGGGGGAGCCACAUACCGGUGCUUUGGGUUUUAUAAACUGCCUAAAACGCGAGCAGAUCGGCUACCGAAUUCGACUUUAUUUGCUGCAGGACCCGGAAUUGCCCGUAUUCUCGCUGACGGGCACGUCCUUUGCCGAACAAAUUGCCAAAGACCUGUCCGUCAAUGUUUACCGGAAUGGUAAUUGGGGUAGCUUUCGGCAUUUGCCACUUAACACACAUCAGCCGCUGCUGACUGUGGAGCAAGCCUAUGUCAAUACGCUGAUCAAGGGCGAUCUUUCGUCGCUGAAAUGGAUCGAAAGCCCACGGAACACGAAUGUGAACCUCAACAAAUGGGAGCCCUGCACAGUCUAUUUCGCACCUUUGAACUUUCGUGACGUGAUGUUGGCAUCGGGAAAACUUGGUCAAGAUGCGUUGCCAGCUGAUUUGGCACACCAGGAUUGCGUUUUGGGUCUAGAGUUUGCCGGACGUGACUCAACUGGUCGCCGCAUCAUGGCCAUGGUGCCAGCCAAGUCCUUGGCCACCAACUGUUUGGCCAACAAGAAUCUUCUCUGGGAUAUACCCGACAACUGGACCAUGGAGGAGGCCUCCACGGUGCCCUGUGUCUACGCUACCGUCUACUAUGCCCUUGUCGUGCGUGGGCAAAUGAGGAAGGGUGAGCGCAUCCUUAUCCAUGCCGGCUCUGGCGGUGUGGGCCAGGCUGCCAUUUCUGUGGCCCUACACCACGGGCUGACGGUCUUCACCACGGUCGGCAGCAAGGAGAAACGUGAAUUUUUACUGAAGCGCUUUCCCAAGCUGCAGGCACGUAACAUUGGCAAUUCACGUGACACAUCGUUCGAGCAAAUGAUUUUAAGUGAAACCAAUGGAGAGGGCGUCGAGCUGAUCCUUAACUCCCUGUCCGAGGAGAAGCUGCAGGCAUCUAUCCGCUGCUUGGGUCUCAACGGACGCUUUCUGGAAAUUGGCAAAUUCGAUCUGAGCAAUAACAAUCCUCUAGGCAUGUCGGUAUUUUUAAAAAAUACAUCCUUUCACGGCAUUCUGCUAGACAGCGUCAUGGAGGGUGAAGAAGAAAUGCAGAAGCAUAUCGUCUCGCUCGUUACGGAGGGCAUCAGGAACGGGGCUGUAUUGCCACUGCCCACCACUGUCUACACAGACCAGGAGAUCGAGAAGGCCUUUCGGUUCAUGGCAUCGGGCAAACACAUCGGCAAGGUGGUCAUCAAGGUGCGCAACGAAGAGCAACAAUCGGCGCUGCCCAAGCCGCGUCUAACCAAUGCCAUACCCCGCACCUAUAUGCAUCCGGAGAAAAGCUAUAUCAUUGUCGGCGGCUUGGGCGGCUUCGGUCUGGAGCUGGCCAACUGGCUGGCAACUCGUGGAGCACGCUACAUUGUCUUGAAUUCGCAUUCAGGCCUUAAGACCGGCUACCAAAGUCUGAUGAUCCGACGCUUGCACGAACGAGGAGUCCAGGUAAUCGUCGAUAUCAACGACGUGACGUCUGCUAUAGGCUGCAUAAAGAUGCUGGAGAGUAGCAACAAUUUGGCACUGGUCGGCGGCAUAUUCAACCUGGCUGCAAUACUAAAGGACGCGAUUUUCGAAGAACAAACGGUGAAAAACUUUGAGUUGGUGACAGCACCCAAAAUCCUAACCACAAUGCAUCUGGACCAAUGCUCGCGCCGCAUGUGCCCAGCGCUGGAACACUUUAUUUGCUUUUCAAGCUUGGCCUCUGGACGUGGCAACCCGGGUCAGACUAACUACGGUCUGGCUAACUCGGCCAUGGAACGCAUCUGUGAACUACGCCAAGCUGACGGCUAUCCCGGCAUCGCAAUACAGUGGGGCGCUAUUGGGGACACGGGCCUCAUCAUUGAGCACAUGGGCAACAAUGACACCGUCAUUGGCGGAACUCUGCCUCAGCGCAUGAGCAGCUGCCUGCAGACCUUGGAUAUCUUCAUGCAACAGCCCCAUCCUGUAUUGGCGUCCAUGGUGCUGGCCGAGAAACGCAAGCCGGAGCAGUCGAGUCGCCAGAGCCUUAUCUCCACCAUAGCCAACAUAAUGGGCCUGCGUGAUGUGAACUCAAUUCAGGAUAAGACAACACUCUUUGACCUGGGCAUGGACUCGCUUAUGAGCACUGAGAUCAAGCAGACACUGGAGAGAAAUUUCGAUCUGGUCUUGUCAGCUCAGGAAAUUCGCCAGCUAACCUUUAGUGCACUUAAGAACAUUGAUGCCCGAGAAGCACAGGUGACUGCCCCGCGGUCCGAUUCAGUUAUAGAGCCGACAUCGGUGAACGGUGCCAAUAUUAUGGGCCGGACGACAAUUGCUCAAACCGAUGAAACACGCCAGGUAUUCGCCAAGGAAGUAUUACCCCAGGACGUGCUCGUGCGCCUGCAUUCCAAGGCGACAAUCGCCAGCAAAGAGCCCGCUGCGUUUUUCCUUGCGCCCAUCGAAGGAUUCACCAUAGCUGUCGAAGCACUUGCCGCCUCACUCACCUGCCCAGCCUACGGUCUGCAGUGCACCGAGCAGGUGCCGCUGGACUCAAUUGAAGCUUGCGCCGCCUACUAUUUGCAGCAAAUACAAAAGCUACAGCCCCGUGGACCCUACAACAUUGUCGGAUACUCAUACGGCUGCCUUCUGGCACACGCAAUCGGCGUGGCGUUAGAACAGCGUCGAUUUAGCGUUAAGGUCAUCAUGCUCGACGGAGCUCCGACCAUGGCGAGCGGCUACGUGCAGGAGGCCAAAAAGCAGACGGAUGACUUGAACCGCCAGCAAUCCAUGACGUUGGCCUACUUUGGGGCACUGCUAGCGGAUGUGGACUACAACCAGUUGCUACGGAUUCUCGAGGGUGUGAAGACGUGGAAUCUGAAGCUAAACAAACUUGCGGAUACCCUAGCAUCGCAUACUCAACAGACCAAGGAUGUGAUCAAGAAAGCUGCCUGUAUGUUUCAGCAAAAGCUUCUUCUAUCAGAGAGCUAUAAGGGUGCAAAGCAGCUUAACAGCGACGUGGUACUCAUAAAAUCAGCAGAGCACAAUGCAAUUAUGACUCAGGAUGACUACGGUCUCAGAGAGAUUUGCAGCGCUCCGAUCGAUAUGCAUGUUGUAGCAGGCACCCAUAGGACAUUUCUCAAGGAGGCCCAAACGUUAAAAAUUAUGGAACGUGUUUUACACAAACACUCGUCUUAGUUGCGUCAUUUAUUUAAUAAUAAUAAUUUUACUUAAAUACAUUAUUUUUAAUUAAUUUUGUUUAAUUUGUAAUUUUGUAUUAGCUUUUUUUUAUUUCUUUGAUGAUUCAAUGCUCAACCUGUCUCUGUAUGACCUACACAUAUAUACAAAACUGUUAACAUUGUUCUGAUAAGAAAUAAGUUAAUAUUAUGAUACAUACUUACAUAAUUGAGUGCAUUUCAAUAACAUUACUAAUAAAAGCCCUUUUAACAGAGCACCAUUUAACAUACGAGUAUACUUUU